AUGAUGAAGAUGAUGAAGCUAUCGUCACCACAAGUGUCACUUCUGCUGCUGCUGUUGUUGGUGCAACAAACGACGCAAUUUGAGACUGACUGCGGUUGUCGACCUGGUCAUCGCAAUGCGCGGAUUAUUGCUGGCGCCUCCACCCACGAAGGUCAAUUUCCGUGGCAGGCAUCCCUGGAACUGUUGCAUCCCUCAUUGGGCUUUCUGGGACACUGGUGUGGAGCUGUGCUCAUCCAUCAGUACUGGAUACUCUCUGCUGCCCACUGUGUGCACAACGAUCUCUUCAACCUGCCGAUUCCUCCACUUUGGACCGUUGUGCUGGGUGAGCACGAUCGCAGCAUUGAAUCGGGAAACGAGCAACGGAUUCCCGUAGAGAAGAUCGUGUUGCAUCAUCAUUAUCACAAUUUCCGUCACGAUGUUGUGCUGAUGAAGCUGUCAAAGCCCGCGGAUCUCUCACGAUCCUCGCACAUUCGUCGCAUCUGUUUGCCCUUCAUGUUGAGGGAGUCUCAGGAGACGCCAACUCCGGCCAAGGAGGAUGUCCUAAGCCAACAGGUGGAGCUGGACGAUGUGCCCGAGAAGAUCGACAACUUUCUGCGCAGUGUGCAGAGUCGGAGACGAUACCGCAAUGUGACUGCUCCGAGUUCCAUAGACAUGUCCAUGCGGGAACUGAUGAACAUGAAGAUUCUGAAUCGAUUACGUCAAGCUCUAAGACAAUCUCAGCGUUCUCCGCGUAGCAAGAAACGCACACGCCGAAGAAAUGAUAAGCUAAUGAAACUAAAGUUGGAAUCGGAUCAGGAUGCCGACCUAACAGAGCACGAUCACUCCCAUGAGAUGCCCUUUUUUGACUGUGUUGCCACCGGAUGGGGCAAGGCCAACAUCAGCGGCGAUUUGUCCAAUGAGCUGCUAAAGACUCGAGUUCCUCUGCAUCAGAAUCGCAGGUGCAAGGAUGCUUAUGGCAGCUUUGUGAACAUCCAUGGAGGACACCUCUGUGCUGGUCAGCUCAAUGGACAGGGAGGCACCUGUGUAGGCGACUCCGGCGGACCGCUACAGUGUCGUCUGUCCCGUGAUGGACCCUGGAUUUUGGCCGGGGUCACGUCCUUUGGUUCGGGCUGUGCCCUUGAGAACUUUCCGGACGUUUACCUGCGAAUCUCGUACUAUCUGAAUUGGAUUGAAGACACGAUUGCCUCACAUUAAGGCGAGCUAGGCUCGAAAGAAAAGCAUCCAAUGAUUGAUUUGAUUGACAUGAUUGAUCGUGCUGUAAUUGUAUUCAUAUUUGUAUGUACUUUAACUUAAGGUAAUUAUGCAAUAGAUUAACCUUGUACCUAAAUUUAAGAUUGUCAAGUAAGCAUAGAAUGUUCCCUAAGUUGUUUUCGUUAUGUUGAAUAUAAUCUACAACAAA
Drosophila innubila is the source of this 1399-nucleotide messenger RNA. Its product is annotated as tryptase beta-2. NCBI's taxonomy places the organism in Eukaryota, Metazoa, Arthropoda, Insecta, Diptera, Drosophilidae. The transcript has 4 exons. The record is from RefSeq and is a predicted model, not a curated record. Bases 1 to 1194 code for a protein of 397 amino acids. Gene Ontology annotation, biological process: proteolysis. Gene Ontology annotation, molecular function: serine-type endopeptidase activity.